This is a messenger RNA of Ixodes scapularis (black-legged tick), 1146 nucleotides long. Its product is annotated as phospholipase A1-like. The coding region runs from base 1 to 1146 and encodes 381 amino acids. Lineage: Eukaryota; Metazoa; Arthropoda; Arachnida; Ixodida; Ixodidae. Gene Ontology annotation, molecular function: lipase activity. The transcript is spliced from 6 exons. The record is from RefSeq and is a predicted model, not a curated record.
AUGAUACCAAGUUACAUCAUUCUGUUUUCGCAAGCCACGAUUUUCGUGCUCAAGACCGAAGUCCGGGCACAUUUUGAGCCCGACAUACCGUUAGGAGAAAGCGAAGACGACAAGAGGACCAUCGAAGCUAUUGACUAUGACACAGAGGUUGCAAAACAAAUGCCAAAAACCAUCGAAAAAGCGGACGAAGUUUGUUACCCGAGCGUGGGCUGCUUCUCGAGACAUCACAGCGACCGCAUGACACACCCCAAGGCACUGCCACAGGAUCCCCGAGACAUCGGGACCGACUUCCUGCUCUACACGCAGCACAACCCCGUGAACCCGCUGUCGCUGACGCGUCCCAACUUCGCAGGAAUCAGGGAAGGGCAACUCGAUUCGCCCAAGGACCUCACUGUCCUGGUACACGGGUUCACGCAGGACAGGUUCGCCAGCUGGGUCCAGGACGCCAAAGCAGCGCUACUGCAGCAGACGGACAGCAACGUGGUGGUGGUGGAUUGGCCAAGGGGCUGCCAGAUGCCCCGUUACCUUCAGGCGUGCGGCAACAGCGCCCUCGUGGGAAGGCAGAUUUCCAUUAUGCUGCAGAUGCUCAUUGACCAGUUCUCUGUCGCCGUACAUCCGGACAGGAUUCACGUGAUUGGCUUCAGCCUCGGGGCGCAGGUCACCGGUUUCUGCGGAAGACACUUCGAAAACAGCACCGGAACUCGUUUGAGUAGGAUCACAGCUUUGGACGCGGCUGGUCCAUUAUUUGAGGACACCGAUGUGCACGUGGCUCGAACCGACGCCCAUUUCGUGGACGUCAUCCAUACCAGUUACGGGUGGAACGUCCUGAACGGAGACCUGGGGAUGGAGAAGGCCGUCGGGCAUGUCGACUUCUACCCGAACCACGAGCACAGACAGCCUGGAUGCGAACUCUUCAGUCUCUCCUGCGCUCACGCCCGAGCCCCGGUGUACUUCCUAGAAUCCUUGAGGUUGCGAAGUCGAUGCAAGUUCGUCUCUAGACCGUGCGAAGAUGAACUGGAUCCAGAAUGCGACUUGGGCGCCGAAGGCGAGAUGGGAUACUGGAGUCCCCUCGCCCCCGGAAUUGGCCGGCAGUACCUCACCACCAACAGCCAAUACCCCUUCUGCGACAAUCCAGCAGUUGCAUAA